UAACUCUUCUUAUUGUCAUUCUCCAAAGCCUAAAUAGCAAGAGAUAAUAAUGUCUUCACUGUUGGGACAGCUGCCUUCCAUCACCACCCUCUUGUCCAUCUAUGCCUCCGUCUCCGCCAUGGCCAUGCUACUUCGCACAAUGUUGAAUGAAAUGAUCCCCUACCGAAUGCAAAACUAUAUUUCCUCUAAAUUCUUUGACUUGGCCUCUCGUUGUCUUUCCUCUGACUUCACUUUCAUUAUCGAGCAACGUUGGCAAGCUCUUAAUAACGAAACAUUCCGCGUCGUCGAAGCCUAUUUGCCUACUAGGAUCGGCCCCUCAACAGAUAGUCUGUUGAUUGGAUCCAACGAACCCCUAAAUCCCAGAGUGCCACCAAAAAAAAGCAUUCCCGUUGAUUGCAAGAUCAUUGAUGAAUUCCAUGGCAUGCGCUUAGAAUGGACCCUUCGUUCUAUUGACUCCAAAAAGUACUUCCCUCGCGAAAAAAGAUACUUCCGCUUGACCUGUAAGAAAGGUGACAGAGAUAGAGUAAUGCAAAGCUACUUCCCUCACAUUGCGAAAACGGCACAAUCCAUCUUGAACAAGCGUGAGACCCUCAACAUCUACACCUACGAUCAAGAAUCUUCCAUGUGGGAAUCCACAGUUUUUAAGCACCCUGCAACCUUUGACACUAUUGCUAUGGAACCAAAGCUGAAGCAGUUCAUAAUGGAAGACCUUGACUCAUUUGUUGCACGCAAGGAUUUCUUUGAGGGAGUUGGCAGGGCUUGGAAACGAGGGUACCUUCUUUAUGGUCCACCGGGGACAGGGAAAUCUUCACUGGUCGCUGCAAUUGCAAACCACUUGAGAUACAAUAUAUACGAUCUUCAAGUCCAAAGUGCUCGAAGUGACGCUGACUUAAGACAUAUACUAACUUCUACCACAAACAGGUCCAUUCUCCUUAUUGAGGACAUAGACUGUGGCACAAAAGUCUCUCAUGAUCGUGCCAAGGUUCAAGAUGAUCAAGAAGAUAAGGACGAUGAGCAACCAAAUCGCAUUUCUCCUAAUGAUCCUGGGGUAACAUUUUCAGGUUUACUCAACUUCCUAGAUGGCUUAUGGUCGAGCUGUGGGGAUGAGAGGAUCAUCAUCUUCACCACAAAUCAUAAAGAGAAGUUGGAUCCAGCUCUGUUGCGCCCAGGACGAAUGGAUGUUCACAUUUACAUGGGCUAUUGCUCUCCUGCUGGAUUUAGAAAGCUUGCAGCUACAUAUCUUGGAAUCAAAGACCAUUCCUCCUUUGUUACUAUUGAAAAUCUUUUAGAAAGUACGACAGUCACUCCAGCAGAAGUAGCACAGCAGCUCAUGAAGAGUGACGAGCCUAAAGCUGUACUGGAAAGCUUCAUCGACUUUCUUCGCAGGAAAAGGAAUGAAGAAACUCGGGAAGCUGGGGCUCCUCCUAUUCAGAAACAGGAUGGAAAAGAAAGCUGAAGCUGAAGUAGCUCUUUUAUGUUUGUUCUAGUAUCAAUUGGUAUUCAAAUAGUGUAAAAGUAAAUUCCUGAUUCAGGUUGAUUGUAUUAAAUUCCUCACAUCUUGCUUAUGAUGAAUGAAGAUUGUAAUAAGAAAAUUGAAAUGCUCAAUUUGGUAAUGACAUCUUUUUAUUAUUAGGGUUAGCCAAUCAGUUUAUUAGACAGCGGGCAGAGAAAUGGUAUUAGUUGUGUAAUUUACA
Molecule: messenger RNA, 1694 nt
Organism: Durio zibethinus
Lineage: Eukaryota; Viridiplantae; Streptophyta; Magnoliopsida; Malvales; Malvaceae
Product: AAA-ATPase At1g43910-like
Molecular function (GO): ATP hydrolysis activity; ATP binding
Source: RefSeq, a predicted model, not a curated record